Molecule: messenger RNA, 1904 nt
Organism: Magallana angulata
Lineage: Eukaryota; Metazoa; Mollusca; Bivalvia; Ostreida; Ostreidae
Exons: 1
Coding region: 1-1731 (576 amino acids)
Molecular function (GO): zinc ion binding
Source: RefSeq, a predicted model, not a curated record
AUGGCAUUAUCUGAAUUCCAAAUACCACCUGAUGCCCAGCAUUAUUUGGUAUGUGGCACUGAAGAUUGUGAGAAGAACUGCCAGUUUUACUGCAAUGACUGUCACCAACCAAUGUGUGAACAAUGCAGAGAUGAGCAUAAAAAAAAUAAGGAAACCAAGAACCAUGAAGUUGCACAUUAUAAACAACGCAAACGUCAAAUUCCUGUAGAGAAAUGCAGGAUCCACCCAACAAAAGACAUAGAUCUUCUCUGUGAGGAAUGCCAGGUUCCCCUUUGUUCUAAAUGCACUGCCACAAAUGAACAUCGCGGCCAUGUUUUUACUGAUCUAGAAAUGGUCUUUGCUGAAAAGGUAUUGCAAUAUCAAGAAGAAAUUGACAAAAUUCGGAACUAUUUUGAGCCAAUUUCUCAAGACGUGAAAAAUGAGAUUGCUGGAGAUGUCACAGAAAUAAAGAAAAUCAUGGCCACUAUAAAAUCAUUCAUGACGGCUGAAGCUGAAGCUGUAAAAAGAGUGGUAGAUGCAGUCACAUUAGAUAAUAUAGAACAAAUCAACAAAAUAGAACGGUCUUUAUUAGACACAUUAAACGCCCAAAACCAAAUAAUAGAUGAUUACAUCAAAUAUCUCAAUGAUUUAAUCAAAAUGUUUUUUGGUUACCUAUCUCCUUCAAGCAUAGAAAAUUUAACAUUAUCUCUCCAAUCAAAAUGCCUGGUAAUUCGACCCGUGCCAGAGACAUCCAAACCAGUCCCACCCGUAUUUAGUUCUGGUCAAUACAGCAAAGAAGAUGUUGCCAAACUACUGGGUAGAAUAACCAUUCCUAAGACUAAACCAGAAAACAGAAAAAUAAAACCCAUGGAGAUUGCCGCUACACAGUUGAAACCUACUAGGAAACAGAGGAAACUAGACAGAGAAAAAUCUGGCGUGAAACAAAGACUGUCUCUGUCUUCCUCUGUCACCAAGGUCAGGGAGUACACAGUACCAGGUGUUGACAGUGUAUGCCAUGCAUCACUAGGUAAAUCAGGCAGACUCUGGGUCAGUGAUGAUAAUGGUAACCUUGUCCAAACCGAUCUACAGGGAAAUCAGCUACAGAAGAUACAAACCAGUGGUAGAGAUGAUGGCUACCAUACAAUCACACAGGACGGGGAUCUGAUCUAUACAGACCAAGAAAACAAAGUUAUCAAUAGGAUAACACAGGAUAAUACAAUUACUAAAAUCAUUAAAACAGGAGGCUGGAAACCACUCAGUAUACACUCCUCCCACAUCAACGGGGACAUACUGGUGGGGAUGAAUAAACGUAUGAAGGGUAAAGUCACCAGGUACAACAAGACAGGGACAGAAAUACAGAACAUACCGAGAAGCAACAAAGGACAGACCCUGUAUAGUGCUGUUCCAUGCUACAUCACAGAAAACAUCAAUGGUGAUGUCUGUGUAUCAGACUAUAAACACGCUGUAGUGGUGGUGGAUAAAUCAGGACAACACAGGUUCUCCUACACACGUCAGCGGUCAACGUUUGAACCCUAUGGAAUAUGUACGGAUGUACUCGGUCACAUCCUGGUGUGUGAUACUUACAAUGACACAGUUAAUAUUCUGGAUAAGGACGGUCAGUUCUUGUCUCUACUACUCACGCCACAACAAGAUGUAAAAUAUCCCUGUAGUUUGUGUGUGGAUUAUGAAAAUAAUCUUCUGGUGGGACAAUGUGAAACCAACACAGUGAAAGUGUACAAGUAUCUACAGUGAUUACUAUAUGUCCGUACAAUAAUUCGGUACUGUUUGUAUGUUGUGAGACAAUGUAACAAUAACACUAAGAUAGUGUACAAUUUCUGGUAUCUACAGUUUUCAUCGAAAUAUAUAUACAUUUAUGUAAUCAUGAGCAUGUUUAAUCGUACGUGUAAUAUUAAUUAAUGUAAUGA